This is a messenger RNA of Porites lobata, 3275 nucleotides long. The record is from the annotation of a GenBank genome assembly. Lineage: Eukaryota; Metazoa; Cnidaria; Anthozoa; Scleractinia; Poritidae.
AUGGCGUGUAUUUGCUCUUUUAUUUUGUUGCUGUAUUUCGCCUUUGCUGGGUCUCUUGCGACGACAUACGAAGACUUCAAAUACGGCAAAUUUCCUGAUGAUUUCCUGUGGGGAGCUGCCACAUCGGCAUAUCAAGUGGAGGGAGCUUGGAAUGAAGACGGAAAAGGACCAAGUAUUUAUGAUUUUUUGACCCACACCGUACCUAAUAAAUUCCGCAACAAAACGGGAGAUGUGGCGUGCGAUAGUUACCACAAGUACAAAGAGGAUGUAAACAUUUUGAAGAACUACGGAGCUAAAGCUUAUCGUUUUUCUAUCUCAUGGAGUCGUGUCCUCCCUCACGGAACAACAGAUCACGUGAACCAACUUGGCGUCGACUACUACAACAAUUUAAUCGACGAACUCAAGAAGAAUAAUAUCGAACCGCUCGUCACACUUUAUCAUUGGGAUCUACCAGACGUUUUCCGAUCGAUUGGUGGCUGGACCAAUCGAAGUAUGGUCGACUACUUCGAUAACUACGCUCAAUUCUGUUUCGACAAAUUCGGGAGUAAAGUGAAAUACUGGAUCACUCUGAACGAGCCGGCGAUCGUUAUGUUACGUCAUCCCUUUUACAUGUUUGGAUACAUAUCGAAUAAAACCAAGCUAUCGACUCUACGAUAUCGCACGGCUUACAACCAAAUACUUGGCCAUGCCAAAGCGUAUCAGACCUACAAGGAGAAUUUCUAUGAAAAGCAGGGUGGAUAUAUAAUGCUUGCUUUAAGCUCAGGGUGGGCUGUCCCAAAAACUGACUCGAUCCAGGACAUGGCCGCUGCAGACAGGUACAUGCAGUUUCAUCUUGGCAUCUUUGCGCAUCCUAUAUUUGUGAAUGGUGAUUACCCUGAUGUUGUUAAAAGCAUUGUGGGUAACCGUAGUGAGGCUGCUGGGAUUGCAAGCCGCCUGCCUAACUUCACUGAGGAAGAGAAAAUUAUGAUCAAAGGAAGUUACGAUUUGUUUGGCCUGAAUCAUUACUCCACCGACAAAGUGGCUGACAGACCCUCAGGAGACGAACAAUCGUUUAAUGCCGACGAGGCUUUCAAAAAGAGUGGCGACCCUGCGUGGCCAGAUUGGGUCAACGGUCACGUGGCUCCAUUUGGAUUCCGUAAGCUGUUGAAAUACAUAAAAGACAAUUACAACGACCCAACCGUUAUCGUAACGGAGAAUGGAGUUUCACCUCCUACAGAAGCGAGUAAAACAGGUGAAAAGAGGUUGGAUGACGCUUUCAGAGUGGACUACCAUAAGAGGUAAAUACCGUGUUUAUUUGAUUAAAAGCCACGGCUUUUAGUUGAAUACUAAUUGUUUCAGAUGCGGCGUUUAUUAAUAUUCAAGGCGCCGUUUAUUUCAAAAUCACAUUUCUUAAGUCACUGACAACAAUUACGAUAAUUCAAUUGUAAAUACAGUGAACUCUCGCCUUGCAGACACCCCGAUAAAACGGACAGUAGCUAAACCCCCGGCAAAAGCAAAUUAGAAACGUUUGACAGAAAUAAACGCCCCCUAUUACGGACUCCCGCUAAAAAGAACAGUAACUUGAGGUCCCUACAGUAUCCGUCAUAAAGGGAGUUGACUGUAUUAUGUAAAACAUAAAUAUGUUUUCAGUUCUUAUGUCUCACUUUUUGCUGAGAGAGAAUCGUAAUAAUUAUCUGAGUAGUAGUGUACACUACAAAGUUGCACCAUUUUUCUUAUUAUCCUCGAAUAAACGCCGCAUAAUUCUGCUAAUUGGGUGCGGCGUUUAUUCGAGAGCGGCUUCUAUUCGAUGGCGGGGUUUAAUGGAGUGAAAACGGUAAUUAACGUACAAAUAUACAAAUAAUUGUGUACCUGAAAGGUAAACGAGUGCUACCGUAAUGUUUCUCGCGUUCAGAUAGCGCGCGCAAUUAGAAUACUUAAUGUGUAGCUUUUGUGACGCAAUUUGUUCGCCAAGUCGUCAGAAGUUUUACUCGGGUUUAUGAGAACACUUUCUUCAAGAAUUAUUAUGGAAUGAUAGUUUAGUAAAACCACAGGCGUAGAAGACAAUGAAAAAAAAAAAACAAAAAACAAAAAAAAACACGAUUUUAAAAGAAUUUCGAAAGAAACACAUAUUACAUUCUUAGAGAGUUUUCGAGACUACGAAAGCUUCAGACAUAUAACGUAACAUCAUCGGCAGUGUGAAGAUAUCUUGGCUAAUAUAUAUGUCAGGAAAGAGAAAUUCAUCACAGACACGUUACAAGAGAGGAUUUCAAGCAACGAACUAAAUGCAACAGUUGGUGUAUGAAAGCAAUGCGUGUGCAAGUAAUAGUGGUAAAAAUCCGGUACUUUGUGGUUAAAAAUCCAGAUGCAUCGUGGGUAGGAAUCCGAAAUUUUUGUCCCUGUACAGAUUAGAUCUACUGCUUUGCUUGCUCGCUUCAGGCUCACUCGCGCGGCAGCAAUUAGGUUGAAUUAGGACAUUUAUCACGGAUUUUGUUACUUAGUCAAAAAGACAGGCUUCUUGACAGCUGUAACAGCUCCUCUUAGCGCCCCAUAGUUUAGGUAACAGCGGCUACUUCCGUUAGAGGAGAACUUGGUAAAAUCACAGCCUUUUAAAACACAUUGAAGUCAAUAGUUUUCCUUGAUCACGAUCAUGGGUGUUCUCAUCUAUUUAUUGCAUAUUUCUGGAUUUAUUGCAGAUAUACUAAUGAGAUGUUGAAAGCGAUCACCGAUGACGGCGUUAAAGUGAAAGGUUACAUGGCGUGGACGUUGAUGGAUAACUUCGAGUGGGGAUCUGCUUAUUCCACUCCGUACGGGAUACAUUUUGUCGACUUUGAAAACAACCCUAGCCUCACCCGUGUUCCCAAGAAGUCAGCCAAGUUCUUCAAGCAGCUAAUAGCAGACAAUGGGUUUCCUAAACCAGUUUUAAAGUCCAGAAGUUUGAAGAUGCUUACUAAUGAUGCUUUGCUUUUCACCUUUGCUGUCGCCUUGAUAUAUACCUGAAACCUUCUAACCAUAGGGUAUUGAUAGUAACUGGGAGGAGGAGUGGAGUAAGACUCCCCUGUGGAAAAGGUGAGGAUAACUCCUCUUCCCAUUUACGGGUCUUGUUUACCGGUGAUAAAUUGUAACUUUUUGCACUACUUGGCAUCAAUUAGCCCUAUUCACAUCGCUAAACGGUUAAACAACUCAAAGGCAAAGAGCAUUAACUGGAAGGGACCGCAAUCGAGUAUGCCGCAGAACUAUUAUCUGAAGUUGACCUGAAUCAGUUCAACACCUGAUCACCAGAAAUAUACCAUGUGGGC